Striga hermonthica is the source of this 585-nucleotide messenger RNA. NCBI's taxonomy places the organism in Eukaryota, Viridiplantae, Streptophyta, Magnoliopsida, Lamiales, Orobanchaceae. The record is from the annotation of a GenBank genome assembly.
AUGAUCUUCACGAAACCAUUGACCGAACAACACGGGACCGGUCUAUUGCUGAUUGCAAUGGGGAUUAUACUGAAGAUGUUGCCUGAUAGCAAGCCCACAAAUCGGCCCGUAGCCUUGAAUUCUCGGCCCGGGAUUGAAAUUUCAUCAUCCUCUCAUAAUCAAGAUGAAAGAUUCGAAUUAGGAAAUGAGGAGGAUGAAGAAAAGAAGCCUCUGGUCGUGAACGUGUUCGCCAAGUACCCACACAUACUAGUUGACGAGAAACUUAUGACCCCACCGGACGAGACGGACAAGCCAUGGAAAAGUGGGAUUGUCACUUUUGGAGCCUUUAUGGCCUUCGGAUGUGCUCCGAUUCUCGCAUUUAUCAUUCUCAUCCCAUUCACAAACGACGACAAGGUUAAGUUUGUCGGGGCUUGUGUUCUUUCUGCAUUGGCACUUGUACUCUUAGGUGUCCUCAAAGCGAAAAUCGCAGGACAAAAUUAUGCCUUCUCUAUGGGUAUAACCCUUCUUAACGGAGCCAUCGCCGGUGGUGCGGCUUACGGUAUCGGCUGGACUCUAAGGAAUGUGGCUGGCUUGGAAGAACAAUGA